UGUUCUCGAAAUUCAACCUGAACCUGCCACAAGCGUUGUAUUGCGAUAGUUGCAUCGUCCGCGUGAUCCCGUGAACCAUCUUCUCCUUCGCCUCAUGCCGCCGAAGCGAAAGGCCAAAGGCUCAGCGUCCCCGGCACGUCGGACAGGUCGCACAUCCAAGACCUCGCCUGCCACUGACGAACAUGAAAGCGAUACCAUCACGGCAGGACCAACAAAGAGGGCGCGUGAGGCUUCCUCGCGAGCUGCCAAGCAGAAUGCUGACUCGGACGAUGAUGACUUUGGGACAUAUGGACGGGCCUCCUUAAAGCCAGCGACCAUCGAGCAGCAUUUGAUGGACCAAAAUAAGAAGUCCAAGGCCUUCAUUCAGGGCUUUAAGGAGCAAGUCGCACAGGCACGAGACCAACUUCACGAGAUCCUGGCAAGACUGAAGCAGGACCUGUGCGUACCUAGAGCACCCCUAUCCUACCAAACUUCCCUAUCACCUGACAUCUUUGAUGUGCUCAUAACUGACCGACGUACUUGAAGGGCCAGACCAUCCCACGAUGCCGCUGCCGGCGAUGACAGUUACCACCCGUCAGCGUCAGAUAUAUUUCCCACCCUGCAAGCCGCCGCCGCCCAGUCGUCCUCCACGAAGGACGAUAACCCCCUCUUC
Parathielavia appendiculata is the source of this 652-nucleotide messenger RNA. RefSeq lists its product as uncharacterized. The transcript has 3 exons. The record is from RefSeq and is a predicted model, not a curated record. Bases 95 to 523 code for a protein of 142 amino acids. NCBI's taxonomy places the organism in Eukaryota, Fungi, Ascomycota, Sordariomycetes, Sordariales, Chaetomiaceae.